AUGCCCGAUGGCCGAGGUCGGGGCAACGGAGUUCUUCGCCCGUCUCCGUCAUCGCCUCUCCGCGUACACUCUCAAGCAAUAACGGGUUGUUGGAAACGGCCUAUUGGUCCUCCCCACGAUCCAGCGGGUGGCAAAAAGUGCCACACUCAGCGUAUCGGAUGUAGUCUGUAUGUGGCACUCCCUCGACGUAUCCUGACCAAUGCUGCACCGCUCGCCGAGCACGAUACAAGAAGACCCCAGCCAGCUGCUGAAGCCCUCGAUUUAGAAUCUCUACGCCAGUCUCCUGUGCUAUACCAGGCCCAACAGCCCCGGUUCAACCCAGUCUUUAAUCUCUCAUAUCACAUCGCUAUCGCUACUCGCGACUCAACUCUACCUCAUCAUACACAACCGGGCAACCUACAUCUGUACCAAAGGAUACAAACCGGACCAGGAAGUUCACCCUGCGACUUCAAGGUGAAUGGGUUGGAAAUCUCCAUCCUCGACGAGAAGAUCGUGAUCGGUGGGAGAGCGUAUCCCAUUGUGCCAGGUGAGAACACUGUGACAAAGUCCAGCGACGGAACACUCAGUGUGAACGGCAUGGACGGGGCGGCUGGCUCCAAGUCGACCGAGUCGACGAACCUCUGGAGCCUCUUCUCCUGGGUCACUCGCUGUCGUUGA
This is a messenger RNA of Dioszegia hungarica, 657 nucleotides long. RefSeq lists its product as uncharacterized. The coding region runs from base 1 to 657 and encodes 218 amino acids. The record is from RefSeq and is a predicted model, not a curated record. Lineage: Eukaryota; Fungi; Basidiomycota; Tremellomycetes; Tremellales; Bulleribasidiaceae. The transcript is spliced from 6 exons.